AUGAGCCGAAACAGGCCCGAGAUUGUCGACCUGACAACCACAGCAAGGUCAACAACCAGAGCACUCCGGCAAAACCCUAUAUCUUUGUCCUCCUCCCCACCUGGCGCCUCGGACCACGCAUCCUCUUCCCAACAUGCACAGUUGCCUCCUCCCCGUGGUGUCAAGCGCCGUCGAAAUUGGAGCGACGAGCACGGCGCAUCUUCGACUCUCUCCGAAGACGAGCCAAUCGAAACGAUCGAUAUGACGGACGACUCGGGCGCUGGAGCACUCGCUCGAGCAGUGGCCAAACAGAAGGAGGAUGCCGCCAAAGCCCAGGCAGAAGAAGAGAGAAAUUCAAAUCUAUCCGCUAUACUCGCUUACAAAUGUCCCAUUUGCAUGGAGACGCCCGUGGACGCAACGAGCACCUCUUGCGGACACCUCUUUUGUCACAAAUGCAUCAUCGACUGCUUGAAGAUGAGCGAACAAACACGCGGCGGUGACUCUUCGAAACAACAUAAGGGUACCUGCCCGGUGUGCCGUACGCCGAUUUCGCGAAAGGAGACGCCUGGGAAGUCUAAGAAUCUCAUUCCGCUGUUGUUUCAAACGAGAAAGAGAGGUGAUAUUCCCGUGCCUGGCCCAUAG
Molecule: messenger RNA, 621 nt
Organism: Penicillium concentricum
Lineage: Eukaryota; Fungi; Ascomycota; Eurotiomycetes; Eurotiales; Aspergillaceae
Exons: 2
Coding region: 1-621 (206 amino acids)
Molecular function (GO): metal ion binding
Source: RefSeq, a predicted model, not a curated record